AAAAAAUCAAUAAUUUCGGUUCCUUGGUUUCGAUGUAUUUUUGCACAGGCCUAGGUAAAGCUAGUACGAAGCCCACUUGGGCAUUCGAUUAUUCGGCUUCGGCGCCUAUCUACUUACUCCUUUCUCCCGUCAAAAAUCCCCAAGGAAUCUCGACCUCCAAUUCCGCCAUGCCGUCGUCUUCUCCGUCCCUCCUCUCCUCCCCGCUACCCUCCCCUGCCACCCUCUUCUCCAAGAAGCCGCCGUCCUUGCGCGCCGAGAGGCGCGCCGUCCGGGUGGUGGCCACGGCGGCGGCCGCCGCGCCGGUGGCCGCGGCGCGGGCCGGGCCGUCGGCGGCCGAGGUGGCGCGGACGGUCGUGGAGCUCGCGCCGUCCGGGACGCUCUCCGUGGUGGGCCCCGACGGCUGGCCGCUCGGCGUCGGCGCGCGCUUCGUCGCGGACGCCGCCGGCGCGCCCGCGCUCUGCCUUGCCGCCUCGGGUGUCGCCGCGCCAGAUGCGCGGUCCAGCUUCCACGUCGAGUUCCGACAGAGUGGGGCUAGGACACCACAAUGUACUAUGAUUGGUACCUUGACUAAGCCUAGUGACGAGUCUGUGUUGAAGAAGCUUUCCACUAGGUGGCAAAAGAAAUUUGGGGAAGAGGUAGAUCAACAUCUUUUGUAUUUGAUAUCUGUUGAGCGGAUCUUGCACAUGGAAAAUUUCAAUGAGGAUGGCAUGUGGGUAGUUCCAUCAGAGUACACUGGUGCUGAACCUGAUCCUCUUCGUAAUUUUGCUGAAAACAUUGUGGAGGAAAUGAACAGCAAACAUGCAGAAGACGUCCAUAGGAUAUACAACAUAUAUGUCGAAUCAGAUUUCCAGGUGGCAGAUGUGAAGAUGAUAUGGGUUGACAGGCUAGGUUUCGACUUGCAUGUUCAUUCUGGGCAAGGUGUCUUUUCUGUUCGGAUUCCUUUCUCAAGAGAGGUAUCUGACGAGAAGGGUGUGAAAUCGUCGUUCAACAUGAUGUCUCAUCAUGCGUGGGAGGUAGAGAAGAGCUAUUCCAGUCCAGAGUUUGAGAAGGUACAGUUCUUGAAGAAGGUCAGAUAGGCAGUGUGAGUUCUAUCACUAUGGUUGAUCAUUUUUUGUCAUUCAUAUGAGUAUAAUGCGAGAUCCAAUUCCUUUUAACAUGUAUCACGUGUCUUGUGUGUAUCUUCAUCGUUUUUUUCUACCACAUGUAGAUUGGACACAAUUGACAUCAUGAACUAUGUAUUAGUCAUUUAUUUGAUAUGGGCAAUGAAUUUUGACCUUA
Molecule: messenger RNA, 1278 nt
Organism: Phragmites australis (common reed)
Lineage: Eukaryota; Viridiplantae; Streptophyta; Magnoliopsida; Poales; Poaceae
Product: glutamyl-tRNA reductase-binding protein, chloroplastic-like
Exons: 5
Coding region: 33-1076 (347 amino acids)
Cellular component (GO): chloroplast
Source: RefSeq, a predicted model, not a curated record